This is a messenger RNA of Metarhizium acridum CQMa 102, 258 nucleotides long. The record is from RefSeq and is a predicted model, not a curated record. NCBI's taxonomy places the organism in Eukaryota, Fungi, Ascomycota, Sordariomycetes, Hypocreales, Clavicipitaceae.
AUGGGCUCUGCAGACCUUGCGCCCCCGUUCCCCGACGACGUGCCCACGGCGCCGCUGCUCCGACGAGCUGCCCAACCGGCUGGGCGAGCUGCAGACUCCCGCCCGGGGCCGGCUCGGCCUGGCGCCACGUCCGGCCGCAGCCGGGCCACGCCGUCAUCAACCUCGGCGGCGCCCUCCCGCUUUGCCACCUUCACAUUACGUGAUGAGCGUGUCAAGUAUUUACUGAGCCGAGGCAAAAUACGCCGGCCAACCGAUUAA